AUGUCUCUCGACCAGAGAGUCCAGGUCUGGCUCAGCAACAUCCAACAAUCCACCGACGAUCCAUCGCCUGUAACAGAACCGUACGCCGAUGUCCCGCCCAAUCCCUUGAAACGUCGACGAGUCGAUUCACCACCUCGAGAGACCUGGCCAAAUAUCAAGCUGUCGCCCAACGACCCAUUCUACGAUAUCAAGAAGAGAUGGCUCCUCGAGGAAGAAACAGCCAUCAAGAAGAUACGCCUCCAGCAGGCUAAAAACGACAUGCUCAGGGAAGAAUUAGCCAGAAUUGAGAAUCGACCGCUCAAGAAACGAGCGACCGCCAGCAACCAAGUAUCCUCCGAGGUGCAGCAGCAAUACUGUAAUUUCGUCAGCUACAGUACAGGCAAGGUCGAGCGACGGCUCAUCAGUAGAGUUAUACCAGCUCCACAACCUGUGACAACAGAAUCCCGUACACCCUCCUCGUCGGGAUGGGCACAGCAACUCCGAUCGCAAGACGUCAAGGCCGAACCUGACACUGAACCUGUAUCAUGGCCAGAAGUAAAUCCCGAGCCCAUCACCGAGCCGAUCAAGAGAACAGUCGUGCCUGUUCCCUAUCCCAAUACUACACUGAUUGCUGCCCCUUCGCCGGAAUGGGACCGCAUACUCCGAGCAGAAGAGGAGUUGCAACGCGGGGUGAAAGAUACAAUGAGGCUCGAGGCUAGAAUGAGGAUCCAGGCUAGAGAGAGACUCGUCGCUCGAAGAAAAUCCCGAUCCUCAGAGUUGACGACCCUCCUCAAACGCAUCAACGACAUCUACGCUGGUCGUGGUAUUCUCCCCUCAACUGUCCGAGUCCUCAUGAAGGCAACGGCGGGUUUAUCGUGGAAAGAACUGGCCUGGGCGCAAGGCGGAUCUCAAAGCGAUGUUUAUUACUGCUCCCAGCGUCAUCAAGUAGGCCAUGCGCCCAGCCACCAUUCUGUGAAAAAGGUCCUGCACCAGACUUCUCGUUGCAUGGGAUAUGACGCUCUGCCACAAGAGUGGAACAUGGAGGUUGUUCAGAAGGUUCUUGAGCUGUCGUUCAGGGAUGAUGGUACCUGCAGCAAGCCUCAACUUGUCGACUUCAGAUGCAGGUGGGCGCAUCUCCAAUCUCCUCAGCUACGUUAUGCGUACUAA
This is a messenger RNA of Fusarium musae, 1146 nucleotides long. RefSeq lists its product as uncharacterized. The record is from RefSeq and is a predicted model, not a curated record. Bases 1 to 1146 code for a protein of 381 amino acids. The transcript has a single exon. Lineage: Eukaryota; Fungi; Ascomycota; Sordariomycetes; Hypocreales; Nectriaceae.